AUGAUUAUAUUUCCUUCUCCUUACGAUCAUGUGCUUCCACAUCAGAUUAAAGUUACAUUUCCAGACGAUUUUUCAGCAAACGAAAACACUCUUGAUCGAGUGGUUGGCUCUCUUCUCGGAUUAGCCAUCGGUGAUGCACUGGGAGCCAGUGUCGAAUUUCGCCCACAUGCUUACCUUCUACAUCAUCCUGUUACUGACAUGCAAAGAGGAGGUACAUGGGGUCUUGAUGCAGGACAAUGGACAGAUGAUACAUCCAUGAGUCUAUGUCUCGCUUCAUCACUAAUUACUAAACGGCGUUUUGAUCCCUAUGAUCAAAUGGUUCGUUAUAAAUGGUGGUACAAAUACGGUUUCCUCUCAUCCACUGGUCACUGUUUUGAUAUUGGCAGUGCUACUCGUCAAGCGCUUGAUGAAUUCAGUCGCCGUCAAAUACUUUUGAAGAAUUUCUAUUAUUGCACAACUGAGGAAGAAGUCGAUCGGCUUCCACUGGAGAAAGUUCUGUACGUAAAAGACUUCAGUUGCGACUGUAGUUCAUCGGAUGUCGCUGGAAAUGGAGCUCUAAUGCGUCUCGCUCCUGUACCACUCUUUUAUUUUCGUUCACCCCUCGAAGCCGUUAGUUAUGCUGGGCGCAGUGCUACAUUGACUCAUGGAGAUAUCAAAGCGUCCGAUGCUUGCCGAUACUAUGCAGCAUUGAUCGUCGCGGCUGUCCAUGGAGAUGACACUGACACUACAGCAGCCAUCUAUGGUCAGUUGGCUGGUGCUUAUUAUGGUUAUCAAAGUAUUCCAGAAAAUUGGCGACAACAGCUCUAUGCUAAUCAACUGAUUACUAGUAUUGGUCAUUGGUUACAUUUUCUCGGAAAACAGCAAUCUCAUAGUCAACAACAAUCACAAAAAGUGAUUGUACAAAAGCCAAUACCUGCUACAAAUCCUCAAAGACAACAUCAAAAGUUAGAUUUCACAACAUCUUUGAACAAUAGAAUACACCAGAAUACGUCUGCUAUUGGUGUAACCGGCUAUUACCUACAUCCGACUGUGUCACACAGUGUACCGAUUGAAUGGAGUCAACCGAAAAAUACUUACCGUGAUCCUUAUCUCGUCGAUACUAGUUACAAUACGAACUGGAGCCCGCCAUUUCAUGAUGAAAUGUUCACGACACGUUUACCCAGCCAUCGCACAACUCCAAAAUCAUUCGAUGGUUACAAUUAUCCGUAUUAUUCGCGCCAACACCACUAUUAUCAGCGUUACUGA
Molecule: messenger RNA, 1245 nt
Organism: Rotaria sp. Silwood1
Lineage: Eukaryota; Metazoa; Rotifera; Eurotatoria; Philodinida; Philodinidae
Source: the annotation of a GenBank genome assembly